UGGGGAGCGCAUGGGAAUCUUUUUAAGCAUUAUUUCUUGCUUUCCUUUUCUUUUAUCUAACUCUUUAUUUUUCUCUUUCUUUUAUUUUUCUAUGUUUAUGAAAAGACAAAAGAGAACCCCAUAUUUCGCCGAUAAGGCUAAAAAUUGACGUUUUGCCUAUAAGUCUGUUGGCAAAACGUCUAUUUUUACCCUCAUUGGCAAAAUAUGGUUUUGGCAAAUGAUUUGCUUCGAGUUUAACUUCUCUUUGCUAUAGAAAAUUUUUUUGCAAAUUUUUUUUAAUCUUUCUAUUUUUUAUUUAAGAGAUUAAUGGAACAAUGACUAAAUUAUGAAUGAAAUAAAUUACGAAAAGGCACACUUGCAUUGGAGUUCAGUAACCAGCAAUGUGGAUGGAAUGCUUGGUGGUUUUGAACAGUUGCAUUCAACAGAUAUAAACACUUCAAAGCAAUUAUUGGAUUAUUUGAUCAAAAAGUUUUUAAAAUCCUACGUGACUCUUAAGGAACGACCGUUAUUAUUCGAGGUUAUUUUUUCGAUGCUAGUUUCAUUUUUGGUUUCAAAAAUUAUUUGCGGACAAGACUUGCGGAUUUUCAGAAAAAAUUUUAGUUGGGAAAAUUUUAUUUCUACAUCUAUCAUUUUAAUUCAAUUUUAUAUUUUCUCGAUUUUACAGCAACUUUUAACCAAAUUUCAACACGCAUUAGACUGUGGAAGUGGAAUUGGACGUAUAACAAAACAUUUGCUUCUUCCAAAAUUUAAUUAUGUUGAUAUGGUUGAUUUUGCUGAAACGUUUAUUGAACAGUCAGAGAAAUAUAUUGGUUCUGAAGGAAAUUCUCGUGUUCAAAACAAAUUUGUCGAAUCUCUUCAUACCUUCAAGCCAACCCCUAAAUAUUAUGAUUUGAUUUGGAUACAAUGGGUGACUGGACAAUUGUCGGAUGAUGAUUUGACUAAUUUUCUGAGGAGAUGUAAGAAAGGAUUAACUAAAAAUGGCUGUAUUAUUAUAAAAGACAAUAUAACAAGUCGAGAUGAAGAAAGAAUUUUUGAUGAAUGCGACAAUUCUUGGACAAGGCCCUUAAAUGAAUUACGACCAUUAAUUGAAGCUGCUAAUUUAAAUAUUGUUUUGGAGAGAAAGCAACUUUUCUUUCCUAAAAAUAAUUUUCCGGUUUUCAUGUUCGUCUUAAAACCUUCAGAUAUUAUUUGAUUUUCUUUUGCAGAAGAAUUUAAGUUUAUUUUUCGUUAAUUUUGUUUAAAUCCUCCUCAAUUUCCUUUAGAAUUUCUGAGAUAUCCUUGCCGUUUAGAAUUCUCAAAAAUCACAAAAAAUUUUGCGCACAUAAAAAAAUCCGCAAAAAUUUUUCGCAGAAAUUUUU
This is a messenger RNA of Meloidogyne enterolobii, 1358 nucleotides long. The record is from the annotation of a GenBank genome assembly. NCBI's taxonomy places the organism in Eukaryota, Metazoa, Nematoda, Chromadorea, Rhabditida, Meloidogynidae.